Exophiala viscosa is the source of this 516-nucleotide messenger RNA. RefSeq lists its product as uncharacterized. Gene Ontology annotation, cellular component: membrane. Bases 1 to 516 code for a protein of 171 amino acids. The record is from RefSeq and is a predicted model, not a curated record. NCBI's taxonomy places the organism in Eukaryota, Fungi, Ascomycota, Eurotiomycetes, Chaetothyriales, Herpotrichiellaceae. The transcript has 2 exons.
AUGUCAACCUCAACCUCAAAGCCGACCUCUCCCAAUGCCCUACCCUACUUCUCAACGCGUGCCUUCGCCCUGCACGCGAUCCCCAUCUCUUAUGCCCUCGCCUACCCACCGCACCUCUAUUUCUUCACCAAACUUAUGAGCGCAACGGGCUGGAAGGCCACUAAUAUGACGCCGCGCUCAAAUCUGUCCGCCCUGAGCGCCAGCCUGCCAAAAGCAACGACAGACAUGCUCUGGCGGGCACGGGGAUGCCAUCUCAAUGCUUUCGAAGGGUUCCCGCUGUUUGCGGCGGCGAUGCUAGCAGGAACAUACACGAAUGUCGACGCGCGGGAACUCAACGUCUGUGCGGCAGAGUAUCUCGCGGCCAGAGUGGUUUACAGCGUGCUGUACAUGACCGUCAAGAGCGAGAAGGCGAGCUAUUUGCGCUCAGCCGUGUAUUUCUACAGCGUGGGCGUCCCAUUCUACGUAUUGUGGAAGGCUGGAUGGAAGAUGGCUGCAACGGAAAAGCGGGAACUGUAG